Molecule: messenger RNA, 660 nt
Organism: Centruroides sculpturatus (bark scorpion)
Lineage: Eukaryota; Metazoa; Arthropoda; Arachnida; Scorpiones; Buthidae
Product: tigger transposable element-derived protein 1-like
Exons: 2
Coding region: 1-660 (219 amino acids)
Cellular component (GO): nucleus
Molecular function (GO): DNA binding
Source: RefSeq, a predicted model, not a curated record
AUGGUGAUUGAAGUUACAGUAAAACCUCUUUUAGUUUACUGCUCGGAAAAUCCAAGAACAUUGAAAAAUAAAUCUAAAUCUGACUUGCCUGUGAUUUGGAAGUCGAAUCGUAAAGCUUGGGUUGCAGCUUCCCUUUUUGAGGACUGGUUUGGUCAUCACUUAAUACCUGAAGUCGAACGUUCUUGCCAAUCUAAACAAAUUCCAUUUAAAGUGAUGCUAAUAAUCGACAACGCGCCAUGUCAUACUCUUGCAACUUUAACUAAUUUUGACCCACGUGUGAAAGUUGUAUUUUUGCCACCAAGUACAACCAGCUUGCUUCAACUGAUGGAUCAGGGAGUCAUCAAAACAUUCAAAGCUUAUUACACGAGACGAUCGUUUGCCCAUCUGCAUGGAGCUAUGAGACAAAACAACGAGCUCUCUGUUAAAGACUUUUGGAAACAAUUCAAUGUUUUAGAUGCAGCGGAAUCAGUACUAGAGACUGAUGAAAUUGGUAAUGUGAUUGAAGAAGUUAUCGAUUUUGCCAGGCAAAUAAAUUUAGAAGUAGAUAGUGAUGACGUUCGAGAACUGCUGGAUUCCCACAAUCAGGAGCUGACAAUUGAUGAGGUCAUAGAAAUGCGUGAGCAAGAGCAAGAUAUUGAAGAACUUGAUUCUUUAGACUAG